AUGGAUCCCACAAGUAUUGACUAUCAAAAAUGUCUUGAUAUUUUUGAGAUUCUUACCACCAACAAAGAAAGAAUCUUCAAAAAACUCAAGUUAGAGACUGGUAAAAGUUAUCCUGAGAUGGAACUAGAUUUCGAACAUUUGGUAUUAAGUAACAUUAAUCAACGUGCUGAUUUUGUAUUAAUGUCUAAAGUUAAAAAUCACUACAUGUGGAAUGAAUUAAUGCUGCUGAUUAUACAAAAUCAAGCUGAUUUUAGCAUUGAUGAAUUUAACAAUCUUUGGAAAUUGAUUUUAUAUGUUGAAACUCAAUCAUCUGUCAAGGGUUCAUUUUUAACGAAGUCUGAAAGUGCUAACAAGUCAUCAAGUGCUACAUUACAUGACGAAAACGCCAAAUUAGUCAUAAAUUCGAACGGAAAUUAUGUUGAUGUACUAAAUUAUGUCGAAUCAGGCUGGAAAAUGGUGCUUUCCAAAUUAGAGGAGACAUUCAACACUCAAAACAAUAACAAAAAGAAGUCGGCAAAAUUGAUUUCAACAUUGUUUAUAAAUAUGAUAAAUUUUCAUUCAUAUUUUCAAUAUCAAGGAGCUAAUGAAGGAUCAGAAGCUUUUAAACAACUCAAGAUAUUGAUUCAAGAUUCAAUUUACCAUAAAGAGAUAAUUCCAUCUGUGAUAUUGAUAGAUUAUUGUUAUAAUCACAAUCAGCAAGAGAGAGAUUAUUCAAUAGGCUGUAAGACUGUUAAUCUGGUACAAUAUAAUGUAUCAUCUAAUGGAAAUGCUGAAUCUAUCGUUCCAAGAUUGAGAUUAUUUUGUGCUGACUUGAAUUUAAACGCAAUGAAAUCUGAACAAACAAUUUCAAAUAUCGAAAUCAAAUGUCCAAAUCUUAAAGCUGAAUUUUUGAAAGAGUUGGAGGUAAUAGAUGACAUGGACCUUGAGGAAAGAUUUAAAUCAAAGAGAAAUAUCUAUUUAAAUGAAAUUAUAUCACAAAUGUUUGUUGCAAAAUCAACCAUAGGCAUUUUAACUGAUUCGUACACCACUAUCAUCAUUACCAUUCCACUAAAUUUCAAUUUCCAAACCUUAGAUAGAUUUAAAGGAAAUUUCGAAAAAGAUGUACAGUAUUUUUCAUUCGAUAUAGAAGGGUUUAUGUUAAGUGAUGGAAAUCUUUUUGAUUUAAGAGGUGAUUUCGUUACUCUGAACGAUUCUGGUUUGACCCAUAAAUCAAUUUUAUGCUCCUUGAUCUUGAAUCACAUGGAAUAUAUUCCGAGCACUUCAAGUACAGGUAAGGCAAGACAACUAGGAAGCAUUGGUGAGGAAAUUGAAACAAGAAGAUCCAAUUUGACUCAACUUUAUAAUAAAAUUCAAAGAAUACAGAUUCAUAAUCCACAAUCUCCAAAUUUAUCAUUACCAAUUGAGAAUUCACAAGAUCGUGUUAAGGAUAACACUCAAGAGAAAGUUAUUGAUCUUUCAAUGAAUAGAAAUCUUUGUACUAGAACCUAUAAAAUCAAAUCCAAUGAAUUCAUAAAGGUCUUGUAUAAUGAUAGUGAUAAUACCAAGAAUGAAAUAAGUUUAUUGAAACAAAUAAGUGAAGCUAACCACUGGGAAUAUUUGAUUGUCAAAUUCAUCUCAAGGGAUUUAGUUUACUUAAACACUGAAUAUUACAGCCCAAUCAUUCGGUGGGGUUCACCUGGACGCACUGCACGCGAUGAAGCAUAUGCGAAUUGCUGUAAAGAUCAUAUUUAUAAUGAAAGUGAUGCCUUAGAGCUCAUUAGAGGUUAUAAUGAUACAGUGGAUAACGAUGAAAUGAGAAUCAAUGUACCAAAGUUAUUAUUGAGCGGGUUUAUAAAAAAAGGUGAUGGUUCUAUUCUUCAAAAUGAAUACUUUAUAUGUUUGGAACCAAUCAGUUUCAUCGAUAACCAUCCAAAAAAUGAAGUUAAACAAUCAAGGUUCACCAUUAAAGAUGGUCUUAAACAAAUGAGGUUGAUAAACUCAUUGGGUAUUGAUCAUGAAGAUCUUUAUGCGAGAAAUGUUUCAAUAAAUCCUCAAACCAAGGAAGUUUUAAUUUUCGAUUUUAAUAAAUGUACUAUCACUGAACCAAUCCCAUACUCGGAUGAUUUUAGAAGUACAGAUGUCUCAAAUAUGGAGCUUGUUCUUAAUGGUUACCAUAGAUUACUUGAUGAAUUAGAUUGGUGA
Hansenula ciferrii is the source of this 2181-nucleotide messenger RNA. RefSeq lists its product as uncharacterized. The record is from RefSeq and is a predicted model, not a curated record. The coding region runs from base 1 to 2181 and encodes 726 amino acids. NCBI's taxonomy places the organism in Eukaryota, Fungi, Ascomycota, Saccharomycetes, Phaffomycetales, Wickerhamomycetaceae. The transcript has a single exon.